Messenger RNA from Prorocentrum cordatum, 1086 nucleotides. The record is from the annotation of a GenBank genome assembly. NCBI's taxonomy places the organism in Eukaryota, Dinophyceae, Prorocentrales, Prorocentraceae.
AUGGCGUAUUACCGCUCGGGGGGCGCCUGGGGCGGCUCGGGAAUGGGCUACGGCGCCGGCUACGGCUCGGGAAUGGGCUACGGCGCCGGCUACGGCGCUGGGUAUGGGGCUGGCUAUGGCGCAGGCUACGGCGGCGGUGCCGAUUGUGGAACGGCCUGCUGCGCUGGGACGACCGCCGCCAUGGGCUGCGGUCCCGCCUGCGGCGCGGGGUGCGCCGAGGCGACGGGCUGCGGCAGCGGCGUGGGGGGCGGCGUGGGCGGCGGCAGCGGCUGCGGCACGGGAGGUGGCACGAUCCUGAGCUACGUGGGCCCUGGGGGCGACUACGUGCAGGAGACAACGUACAGGUACGUGGGGGCGGGCGCGGGCGAGUUCGGGGUGCUUCGCAUUCCCGGCCGCGGCCCCAAUUGCUGCCUGUUCCUCCUCAUCCCGGGGCUGCUGUCCCUGCUGCUGCUCCCGCUGCUCUUGUUCUCGCUCGCCCCAGGGAGCACCACGACGACAACGGUGACGACGACUACCACGCCGUUCAUUCCGACAACCACACCGCCUCCCGAGACCACGCCAUCCACGACCAAGAAGACUACGACGCAGGCGCCUCCCCCGCCGCCUCCGCCGCCCCCGCCGCCCCCGCCGCCGCCUCCGCCCCCGCCCCCUCCGCCGCCGCCCACGACCACCGAGAAAAAAAUCAAUUGCGGCGAAGGUGCCCCAGAGUCGUGGGACCAGGCGAAGAAGGUGCAGUGCUGCCUCAUGGAGAACAAGGGGUGCCCUACCACGUCCACGUCUCCCUGCCCCAUCGACUGCAACGCGGGAUACAACGACCUCGACCCGCUGCAGUGGGUGCGCGGCUGGUCUGGCGAGAAGAAGCUGUACUGCUGCAAGACGGCCCAGCGGGGCUGCCCUUCGGAGUUGCCGCCCCCUUCGGGGCUGCCUCCCUCGGGGCUGCCUCCCGCUCCGGACACCAACAAAUACGACUGCGACGCCGGGUACCACCACUGCAUGCACUGCCUGGAGCUGUCGUGGUCUCCCCAGAAGAUCAAGUACUGUUGCAACAACUUCCACAAGGGGUGCAAGGGCGAGGAGCCAGAGUAG